AACUCGCUUUACUUUCACAGCCGGGCUCGGGGCUUCGGGCUGCUGCAGUCGGGACGAGGCUGGCGGAAAAGUGGCGAAGUCGGAAAAACAAAAACCCAAGCGAAGUUAUUUAGCGGAGAAAACCGUAAACAACAUGGCGAGUCAGCAAGAGGACGCGGGAGCGUAGUGUAGGUAGCGCGCGGGGGCUCGGCUGUAAUCACAGAACUAACCAAAGUGUGGAACUGACGGUAAUUUGUUUCUAACGGGGCUUUGAGAGCAUUCAUCACCAUGGCACUUCGGAAGUCUGCGCGGGAAAGGAAGUAGCGUGCACUUCCUAGGGAACGGUGAAGGAAGCGGCGUGAUUGUCGGAGACGAUGAAGAGUUUACGCGGCGCUCAGUCUCCGUGUCGAGCAGGACACUUCGCGUUCAGGAAAGACACUAGAAUGUAAAGGCAGCAGGAGGGGAGCGAGGCUGGACGGAGUUGAGGGGACACUCGCUGAUUUCUCGCUGAUGUCUUGAGGAUGUCCGGGCGCGUCAAAGAUCGCAUCACUGUGUUCCAUUGCGGUGUUCCCCAGCAAUACACCUUCAGCUUGUGUUGUUUGUCUCUUGUGCUGAUUUGAUCAUGGCAUUAAGGUCUAGAAAAGCAUGGACGAAUGUGAUAGUCGGGCUUCUGCUCGGGUUCACUGCAGCGUCCUGGCUCCUGGUGCCCCGGGUCACUGAGCUCAAAAAGUGCUCACCCUACAGUCUGGGGAAAGUUUCUGGGGAAAUCAUAAGAACCCCCAUAAGCGAUGACGCCUGGCCCGAAAGCCAGCGCAAGCCAUCCUCCAGUAGAGAAAGAAGCUACGAAGAAGAGGAUGAGGACCAAAGUAUGGACCACGCAGGACCUAAGCAUUUUCUCUAUGUUGGAGUCAUGACCGCCAAAAAGUACCUGGACUCAAGAGCAGUGGCCGCUUAUAAGACUUGGGCGCCGAGCAUCCCGGGGAAGGUGGAGUUCUUCUCCAGCCACGGCUCAGACUCUAUCCCACUUCCAUUCCCUCUCCCGGUGGUCUCUCUGCCAGGUGUGGACGAUUCGUACCCGCCGCAGAAGAAGUCCUUCAUGAUGUUGAAAUACAUGCACGAUCACUACCUGGACAAAUACGAGUGGUUCAUGAGGGCGGACGAUGACGUCUACGUCCGAGGUGAAAAGCUGGAGCUCUUCUUGCGCUCGCUCAACAGCAGUAAGCCUCUGUACCUGGGUCAGACAGGUCUAGGUACCACAGAAGAACUGGGAAAGCUGGCAUUGGAGCCUGGAGAGAAUUUUUGCAUGGGUGGCCCGGGUAUGAUUUUCAGCCGCGAGGUGCUGCGUAUGAUGGUGCCGCACAUCGGGACAUGUCUGAGGGAGAUGUACACGACGCAUGAGGAUGUAGAGGUGGGCCGCUGCGUGCGCCGAUUCGGGGGAACCCAGUGUGUCUGGUCAUACGAGAUGCAGGAGCUGUUCUAUGAGAACUAUGAACACAAGAAGGGUUUCAUUGAGGAACUGCACAGCAGCAAGAUCCACAACGCCAUCACCCUGCACCCCAACAAGCGUCCAGCUUACCAGUACCGGCUGCACAACUACAUGCUCAGCCGGCAGAUCUCCCAGCUGCGCUACCACACCAUCCAGCUGCAUCGUGAGACCAUGAGCAUGAGCCACCUCAGCAACACUGAGGUGCAGUGGGAGGACCAGCAGCUAGGUGCGCCCCCUUCCUAUGCCCGCUACCAACCAACCGAACGAGCAGAUGUUAUCGAGUGGGAUUUCCUCAAUGGCAGGUACCUGUACUCUACUAGCGAGAAGAACAUGCCUCGACAGGGUCUCGGGAGCGUACUACGCUCUGCCUUAGAGGACACGGUGCUCCAGGUGAUGGAAAUGAUCAACGAGAACUCCAAAGUCCGAGGCCGUGUCAUCGACUUCAAAAAGAUCCAGUACGGUUAUAAGAGGGUGAAUCCUUUACACGGUGCUGAGUACAUCCUAGACCUCAUGCUGCUCUAUAAGAGACACAAAGGACGCAAAGUGACAGUGCCUGUCCGGAGACAUGUCUAUUUGCAGCAGUCCUUCAGUAGGCCUUAUUUUACUGAACCCGAGCAGCUCGAUGUAGCCGAACUAGUGGAGGCGAUCAAUAGUGACUUUCAGUCGUUUUCACUUCUUUCGAAUUCACUCAAAAUCUUUUACCCUUUACAGUUUUCAGAGUCUAACAGGGAGAUGAGAGAGCAAGGUCAAAAGAAGCUGCACAUGCUCGUCCCGCUUACUGGUCGCUACGAUACGUUUGUGCGCUUCAUGGACAACUUUGAGAAGGUCUGCCUUAUUUCUAACCAGAAUAUAAAACUAGUAAUCAUCUUGGUGGAUAAUGAUAGCAACCAGGACAAAGAGAAGCAUUUGGACUUGAUUAAGGACUACCAUAAUAAAUAUCCCAAAGCAGAUCUGUCUGUGAUACCAAUGACGGGAGAGUUUUCUAGGGGUCUCGCGUUAGAAAUGGGUGCCUCUGGCCUUAACAAUAGCUCCCUGCUAUUUUUCUGCGAUGUGGAUCUGGUCUUCAGUAGUGAUGCACUCCAGCGCUGUAGAGAUAACACCAUUGAAGGGAGACAGGCCUAUUUUCCUGUCGUCUUCAGCCAGUACAAUCCCAAAAUAGUCUUCGCCGGCAGCCAUACAGAAGACAGCAACUUUGUUUUCACCAAAAAAACUGGCUUCUGGCGAGAUUAUGGCUUCGGCAUCGCCUGCAUAUACAGAAGCGACCUGCUGAAAGCUGGGGGUUUCGACACGUCAAUACAAGGCUGGGGGCUGGAGGAUGUCGACUUGUUCACCAAGAUCAUCAACUCCGAUUUAAAAGUGCUCCGCUCACAAGAACCCGGCAUAGUGCAUGUUUAUCAUCCCGUCCAAUGCGAUACUAAUCUAGAGCCCAAGCAAUACAAAAUGUGCCUGGGGUCCAAGGCGAGUAUGUACGCGUCUGCGAUGCAGUUAGCCGAACUGUGGCUUGAGAAACAUUUAGGCGUAGGGUACAGGAACAGAACUUCCUCCUGACAUUCCGGCUGACUCGUCAGUGUCCCUGGAGAUUACCUCAGUCCCUCAGUAUCUGAACACAGAAGACAGAUCGUGCGAGUCUGUACCUCUAUUGCUUAAGCAAACGCGUGAAGUUAAAGGUACCCUAGCGACGUUUGCGCACAACAAAUUUAUUUCACAGCGUCUUUCAAAGGUCAUGUAGAGAAAUGUUAAAACCAUUUGUUUCGUGCUCUCUGUUGAAAACAUCAAAUCUGCUGAUUUACUCAGGAGCAUAUUUCUCAUCACAUGACCACCGUCUGUGAACGUCCAGUAUUAUCCUUGCCGUUAAAGCUGUAUGAGAAGUGCUCUUGUUUCCAAGUUAAAGUGGACACAAACACCACCAUGAAUUAAUAAAUUAUUAAUAAAUUAAUAUAUUUCCAUGGGGCAAUAUUAAUAAAAGUACCAUGAAUGUGCUUUAAAGGAGACAGAAGAAACAUUUUCUUUAUACUAAUAAAAUAAUUUUUAUUUUUUGCAGUAUUUUUUAAAGUUUCUGUAACUUUUAUUUUCUAGUUGCAGUAGGAUUGGUAUUUUAAGGUACUGGUUGCCUUUCGACAUUUGCUGUAUUCAGUCUUUUUCUUUUGUUGUUUUUCUGAAGCUUUGCUGUGGUGAACAAAUUGCAUCUUUUAUAAUUUUUGCUUUGUGAUAAAAGUUCAUUUUAUGGCAACUAAAAAAACGCUUUCAGUUGAUUAUUUAUAAUAAAUGUUGAAAUGCAUAAA
Molecule: messenger RNA, 3747 nt
Organism: Clarias gariepinus (North African catfish)
Lineage: Eukaryota; Metazoa; Chordata; Actinopteri; Siluriformes; Clariidae
Gene: chsy3
Product: chondroitin sulfate synthase 3
Exons: 3
Coding region: 602-3013 (803 amino acids)
Cellular component (GO): Golgi cisterna membrane
Molecular function (GO): glucuronosyl-N-acetylgalactosaminyl-proteoglycan 4-beta-N-acetylgalactosaminyltransferase activity
Source: RefSeq, a predicted model, not a curated record